This is a messenger RNA of Dipodomys spectabilis (banner-tailed kangaroo rat), 7605 nucleotides long. RefSeq names its product microtubule associated protein 1B (gene Map1b). Gene Ontology annotation, molecular function: microtubule binding; actin binding. Gene Ontology annotation, biological process: microtubule cytoskeleton organization; axonogenesis; dendrite development. The record is from RefSeq and is a predicted model, not a curated record. Bases 190 to 7173 code for a protein of 2327 amino acids. The transcript has 6 exons. Gene Ontology annotation, cellular component: cytosol; synapse; microtubule. NCBI's taxonomy places the organism in Eukaryota, Metazoa, Chordata, Mammalia, Rodentia, Heteromyidae.
CGAUCAUGGGACACAAACUUGAUUGAAUGCAACCUGGACCAAGAGCUCAAACUUUUUGUAUCUCGACACUCUGCCAGAUUCUCUCCUGAUGUCCCAGGACAAAAGAUCCUUCAUCACCGAAGUGACAUCUUGGAAACGGUGGUUCUGAUCAACCCUUCCGACGAAGCAGUCAGCACAGAGGUGCGCUUGAUGAUCACGGACGCCGCCCGACAUAAGCUGCUUGUGCUCACUGGGCAGUGCUUUGAGAACACCGGAGAGCUCAUUCUCCAGUCCGGCUCUUUCUCCUUCCAGAACUUCAUAGAGAUUUUCACCGACCAAGAGAUUGGGGAGUUGCUGAGCACCACCCAUCCUGCCAAUAAAGCCAGCCUAACUCUGUUCUGUCCUGAAGAAGGGGACUGGAAGAACUCCAAUCUUGACCGACACAAUCUCCAAGACUUCAUCAAUAUUAAACUCAACUCAGCUUCUAUCUUGCCGGAAAUGGAAGGACUUUCUGAGUUUACCGAGUAUCUCUCAGAAUCUGUGGAAGUCCCAUCUCCCUUUGACAUCCUGGAGCCUCCCACCUCGGGUGGAUUUCUAAAGCUCUCCAAGCCCUGCUGUUACAUUUUCCCAGGCGGCCGGGGUGAUUCCGCCCUGUUCGCAGUGAAUGGAUUCAAUAUGCUCAUCAAUGGAGGCUCCGAAAGAAAAUCCUGCUUCUGGAAGCUCAUUCGGCACUUGGACCGAGUGGACUCCAUCCUGCUCACCCACAUUGGGGAUGACAACUUGCCUGGCAUCAAUAGCAUGCUGCAGCGGAAGAUCGCAGAGCUGGAAGAGGAGCAGUCCCAGGGCUCCACUACCAACAGUGACUGGAUGAAAAACCUCAUCUCCCCCGACUUAGGCGUUGUAUUUCUCAACGUACCUGAAAACCUAAAAAACCCAGAGCCCAACAUGAAGAUGAAGAGGAGCAUCGAAGAAGCGUGCUUCACUCUCCAGUAUCUGAGCAAAUUGUCCAUGAAACCAGAGCCUCUGUUUAGAAAUGUAGGCAAUGCCAUUGAACCUGUCAUCCUUUUCCAAAAGAUGGGAGUGGGCAAACUCGAGAUGUAUGUGCUUAAUCCAGUCAAGAGCAGUAAGGAAAUGCAGUAUUUUAUGCAGCAGUGGACUGGUACCAACAAAGACAAGGCUGAACUGAUUCUACCCAAUGGCCAAGAAGUAGAUAUCCCAAUUUCCUACUUGACUUCAGUCUCAUCCCUCAUUGUAUGGCAUCCGGCUAACCCUGCUGAGAAAAUCAUUCGAGUUCUCUUUCCAGGAAACAGCACCCAGUACAAUAUCUUAGAAGGACUGGAAAAACUCAAACAUUUAGACUUUCUGAAGCAGCCGCUGGCCACCCAAAAAGAUCUCACUGGCCAGGUACCCAGCCCUGCCGUGAAACAAGUCAAACUCAAGCAGAGAGCUGAUAGCCGAGAGAGUCUGAAACCAGCUGCAAAACCACUGGUCAGCAAAACAGUACGGAAAGAGUCAAAGGAAGAAACACCUGAUGUUGUCAAAGCCAGCCAAGUGGAAAAGACCCCCAAAGCUGAAAGCAAAGAAAAAGUAAUAGUGAAAAAAGACAAGCCACUGAAAGCAGAGACCAAACCUCCAGUGACAGAAAAGGAGGUGCCCAGCAAAGAAGACCAGCCUCCAGCCAAAGCCGACAUAGCUGAGAAGCAAGCCACAGACGUCAAACCCAAAGUCACCAAAGACAAGGUGAUAAAGAAGGAAACAAAGCCAAAAGCCGAAGAAAAGAAAGAGGAGAAGGAAAAGCCCAAGAAAGAGGUAGUCAAGAAGGAGGACAAAACACCUAUCAAGAAGGAAGACAAGCCCAAAAAGGAGGAGGUGAAAAAGGAAGUCAAGAAGGAAGUCAAGAAAGAAGAGAAAAAAGAGCUCAAGAAAGACGUUAAGAAGGAAACACCACUGAAAGACGCCAAGAAGGAAGUUAAGAAAGAUGAAAAGAAGGAAAUUAAAAAGGAUGAAAAGGAACCCAAGAAAGAAAUCAAGAAACUCCCUAAAGAUGUAAAAAAACCUUCAACGCCACUAUCGGAAGCUAAAAAACCAGCUGCUUUGAAGCCAAAAGUCACCAAGAAGGAGGAGCUCAUCAAGAAAGAGUCUGUUCCUGCCAGCAAGCUCAAGGAUAAAGGGAAAAUUAAAGUCGUGAAGAAGGACAGCAAGACGGCAGAGCCUGCGGCUACUGCCAUCGGCACAGUGACCACCGCGGCAGCUGCAGCCGCAGCUGGAAUGGCAGCCACCGGCCCCGCCAAAGAACUGGAAGCUGAGAGGUCCCUCAUGUCAUCCCCUGAGGAUCUCACCAAGGACUUUGAAGACUUAAAGGCCGAAGAGAUCGAUGUGGCAAAAGACAUCAAGCCUCAGCUAGAACUCAUGGAAGGUGAAGAGAGGCUAAAGGAAACUGAGCCAGUGGAAGCCUACGUCAUCCAGAAAGAGACUGAAGUCAUCAAAGGUCCUGCUGAGUCCCCCGAUGAGGGAAUCACGACCACCGAAGGCGAGGGAGAGUGCGAGCAGACCCCAGAGGAGCUGGAGCCGGUGGAGAAGCAGGGGGUGGAGGACAUUGAAAAGUUCGAGGAUGAAGGAGCAGGUUUUGAGGAAUCCUCCGAAACGGGAGACUAUGAAGAGAAGGCAGAGACAGAGGAGGCUGAGGAGCCGGAAGAGGACGGAGAAGAAAAUGUAUGUGAGAGCAUCUCAAAGCACAGCCCGCUGGAGGAAGAGGAGAGCGCCAGGGUGGAGGCAGACGUGCACCUCCAGAAGAAGAGGGAGUCUGUGGCCAGCGGUGGUGAUGACCGAGCAGAGGAAGACAUGGACGAGGCAGUUGAGAAGGGAGAAGCUGAGCUGUCGGAGGAGGAAGGUGAGGAAGACAAGGCAGAGGAUGCCAGAGAGGAAGACUACGAGCCUGCAAAACUCGAAGCUGAAGACUAUGUGAUGGCCGUGGUGGACAAGGCCGCGGAGGCCAGCGGUACAGAGGACCAGUAUGGAUUCCUCACUACCACCACCAAGCAGCCCGGAGCCCAGUCUCCUGGCCGCGAACCUGCAUCUUCAAUUCAUGAUGAGACUUUGCCUGGAGGCUCAGAGAGUGAGGCCACAGCCUCCGAUGAGGAGAAUCGAGAAGACCAGCCCGAAGAAUUCACAGCCACUUCUGGCUACACGCAGUCUACUAUUGAGAUCUCCAGCGAGCCCACCCCAAUGGAUGAGAUGUCCACUCCCCGCGAUGUCAUGAGCGACGAGACCAACAAUGAAGACACGGAGUCCCCCUCCCAGGAGUAUGUCAACAUCACCAAAUAUGAGUCUUCACUGUAUCCUCAGGAAUACCCCAAGCCUGCAGUUGCAUCCUUCAAUGGGUUAUCUGAUGGGUCCAAAACAGAUGCCACCGACGGCAAGGAUUACAACGCCUCGGCAUCUACCAUAUCACCACCCUCCUCCAUGGAGGAAGACAAGUUCAGCAAAUCGGCCCUGCGCGAUGCUUACUGCUCUGAAGAGAAAGAAGGGAAAACCAGUGCCACGUUGGACAUCAGAGCUUCUGUCUCACCAAUUCCGGAUGAAAGACUCAGCCCCGCCAAGAGCCCAUCCCUGAGCCCAUCUCCACCAUCACCCAUCGAGAAGACCACCCCCCUGGGUGAGCGUAGUGUCAACUUCUCUCUGACGCCCAAUGAGAUUAAAGUCUCUACGGAGGCGGAGGCAGUCCCAGUGUCUCCUGAGGUGACCCAAGAAGUCGUUGGGGAACACUGUGCCAGUCCUGAGGAGAAGACUCUCGAAGUGGUGUCACCAUCUCAGUCGGUGACCGGCAGUGCUGGUCACACCCCUUACUACCAGUCUCCAACCGAGGAGAAGUGCAGUCACCUCCCGUCCGAGAAAGCACCGGCAGUUCCCGUGAGUUUUGAAUUCAGCGAGGCCAAAGACGAGAACGAAAGAGCUUCCAUCAGCCCCAUGGAUGAGCCGGUGCCCGAUUCAGAAUCUCCUAUCGAGAAGGUUCUGUCUCCCUUACGCAGCCCUCCCCUGAUUGGGUCUGAGUCUGCCUAUGAAAGCUUCCUAAGUGCCGAAGGAAAGGUUGGAAAGCCAGGAUCUCCAGACCACUUAAGUCCAGAGUCAGGGAUGACCUCUACUGGCCUUUACCAAGACAAACAGGAAGGGAAAAGUACAGAUUUUAUACCAAUCAAGGAAGACUUCGAUCCAGAAAAGAAAACCGACAUGGAAGCCAUGCAUUCGCAACCAGCACUGGCUUUGGAUGAAAGGAAAUUGGGAGGAGAUAUUUCGCCAACACAAAUAGAUGUCAGUCAGUUUGGCUCCUUCAAAGAAGACACGAAGAUGUCCAUUUCUGAAGGCACUGUCUCAGACAAGUCAGCCACGCCUGUAGAUGAGGGUGUGGCAGAAGACACAUACUCCCACAUGGAAGGGGUGGCCUCCGUCUCCACUGCCUCUGUGGCGACGAGUUCAUUUCCUGAGCCAACAACAGACGACGUGUCUCCGUCUCUGCACGCUGAGGUCGGUUCCCCGCACUCCACAGAAGUAGAUGACUCCCUGUCAGUGUCUGUGGUACAAACACCUACCACUUUCCAGGAAACGGAAAUGUCUCCAUCUAAGGAAGAAUGCCCAAGGCCAAUGUCAAUUUCCCCUCCAGACUUCUCCCCUAAGACAGCCAAAUCCAGGACACCCGUUCAAGACCACCGAUCUGAACAGUCUUCUAUGUCUAUUGAAUUUGGCCAAGAAUCUCCUGAGCACUCUCUAGCUAUGGACUUUAGCCGACAGUCCCCAGAUCACCCGACCAUGGGUGCGAGUAUGCUCCACAUCACCGAAAAUGGGCCCACUGAAGUGGACUACAGUCCUUCUGACAUGCAGGACUCCAGCUUGUCUCACAAGAUACCCCCGAUGGAGGAACCUUCCUCCACCCAGGAUAAUGAUCUGUCUGAGCUCAUCUCCGUGUCUCAGGUGGAGGCCUCUCCGUCCACCUCCUCUGCUCACACUCCUUCUCAGAUAGCUUCUCCUCUUCAAGAAGACACUCUAUCCGAUGUCGUCCCUCCCAGAGAGAUGUCCCUGUAUGCCUCACUCACCUCUGAAAAGGUCCAAAGUCUGGAAGGAGAGAAGCUCUCUCCAAAAUCUGAUAUCUCUCCACUCACCCCCAGGGAGUCCUCUCCUUUAUAUUCACUCGGCUUCUCAGAGUCUACCUCUGCCCUGAAAGAGAACUCAGAGGCCUGCCACCCCUCCUCCUCUCCGCCAAGAGAUGCCACCUCCACCGAGUCCUAUGGCUUCCGGGCCUCCAUGCUGUUCGACACCAUGCAACACCACCUGGCCUUGAAUCGAGAUUUGACCUCAUCUGACAGUGGAGGAAAGACACCUGGUGACUUCAGCUAUGCCUACCAAAAGCACGAGAAAACCACCCGGUCCCCAGACGAAGAAGACGAUGACGAUGACUACGAGUCUUAUGAGAAAACCACCCGGCCCUCAGAUGUGAGUGGCUAUUAUUAUGAGAAGACAGAGAGAACCAUAAAAUCUCCAUGUGACAGCGGCUACUCCUACGAGACCAUCGAGAAAACCACCAGGCCUUCCGAAGUUGGGGGCUACGCCUGCGAGAUCACAGAGAAGACCACGAGGACCCCCGAAGAGGGCGGGUACUCCUACGAGAUAACCGAGAAGACGACGAGGACCCCAGAAUUGAGCGGUUACAGCUAUGAAAAGACCGAGAGGUCUAGAAAGGUCCUGGAUGACAUCAGCAACGGCUAUGAAGACUCUGAGGAUGGAGGCCACACCCUUGGGGACUCUAGCUACUCCUAUGAGACCACAGAGAAAAUUACUAGCUUCCCCGAGUCGGAAAGCUAUUCCUAUGAGACAUCUACAAAAUUGACCCGCAGCCCUGAAACGUCCACAUACUGUUUUGAGACCAUGGAGAAAGUCACAAAAACCCCCCAGGCAUCUACGUAUUCCUAUGAGACUUCAGACCGAUGCUACCCUGCGGAGAAGAAGUCUCCCUCAGAGGCCCGCCAAGAUGUGGAUUUGUGCCUCGUGUCCUCCUGCGAAUACAAGCACCCCAAAACAGAGCUCUCACCUUCCUUCAUUAAUCCCAACCCUCUGGAGUGGUUUGCCAAUGAAGAAGAGCCCACUGAAGAGUCCGAGAAGCCCCUCACUCAGUCAGGGGGAGCCCCUCCACCCCCGGGAGGAAAGCAACAGGGGCGUCAGUGUGAUGAGACCCCUCCCACCUCAGUCAGUGAGUCAGCGCCAUCCCAGACAGACUCCGACGUGCCCCCAGAGACAGAAGAGUGUCCUUCCAUCACAGCCGAUGCCAACAUCGACUCUGAAGACGAAUCCGAAACCAUCCCCACAGACAAAACUGUCACCUACAAACACAUGGAUCCUCCUCCGGCCCCCAUGCAGGACCGCAGCCCUUCUCCCCGCCACCCGGACGUGUCCAUGGUGGACCCAGAGGCCUUGGCCAUCGAGCAGAAUCUAGGCAAAGCUCUGAAGAAAGACCUGAAAGAGAAGGCCAAGACCAAGAAGCCAGGCACAAAGACCAAGUCCUCUUCCCCCGUUAAAAAAGGUGAUGGGAAGUCUAAGCCCUUGGCAGCUUCCCCCAAACCUGGGGCCUUGAAAGAAUCCUCAGAUAAGGUAUCCAGAGUAGCUUCUCCUAAGAAGAAAGAAUCUGUGGAAAAAGUCACGAAAACCACCACCACUCCUGAAGUCAAAGCCGCACGUGGGGAGGAGAAAGACAAGGAGACCAAGAAUGCCGCCAAUGCCUCCACAUCCAAAUCCGUGAAGACGGCCACUGCAGGACUAGGAACCACCAAGACAGCCAAGUCAUCUGCUGUGCCUCCAGGCCUCCCCGUGUAUUUGGACCUGUGCUAUAUUCCCAAUCACAGCAAUAGUAAGAACGUUGAUGUUGAGUUUUUCAAGAGAGUGCGGUCGUCCUACUAUGUGGUGAGUGGGAAUGACCCUGCUGCUGAGGAGCCCAGCCGGGCUGUGCUGGAUGCCUUGUUGGAAGGGAAGGCUCAGUGGGGCAGCAACAUGCAGGUGACAUUGAUUCCAACUCAUGACUCAGAGGUGAUGAGAGAAUGGUACCAGGAAACCCAUGAGAAGCAGCAAGACCUCAACAUCAUGGUCCUAGCAAGCAGUAGCACAGUGGUUAUGCAAGAUGAAUCCUUCCCUGCAUGCAAGAUAGAACUGUAAAAAUCACGGCCAGCCACCCCACAGGAUCUGAACUUUGUUUCCAGAAAAUUCUUCAAUUUGAAACUACCUUUUCUAAAACAUCCAUUCAUCUAAUUAAGUCGCCGAACAAUUACCUGCCAAAAUGCUAUACUGUGUCACGGUGAUACGAGUCACUAAUAUUUCUCAGUUUUUUGCUGAUUGCUAAGGGAAAUAACAGUAUUCCCAUAAUAGGGUUCAAGUUACUGCAAAAUUACCUGCCCCCCUUCAUCUCUGCUGAACAUUUGAAAACCAUGCACUAGCAAACCCAACUGUGACUUCUGCUAGGUGGAGGCAUUUGUCUUAGAGUGAGCAAGAAAGAGGGAGAGAGAGGGAAAGAGAGAGGAGGAGGGUGAGGGAGAGAGGGAGGGAGUGAGGGAGUGAGCGAACAAAGAGAAUGCAGGAGAGAAAGAGGGA